AUGUAUUAUGUAACGGCCCUCAAUACGGCCGACGAAUUUUCUAGGAUCUCCUUCGUUCACGUGCCGUGCACCGAAAACCAUGAGGCCAAUGAGAUGGCCCAGGUAGCGCCUGGUGUGAACAUUUCGGACAGCGACCACGACCGCGUGAUAAGAAUCGAGAAACGUACCCUGCCGGCUUUGGCCGAGCGAGGAAUGACGAUGCAAGCAUCAUCAGCCGAAAUUACCAACGAGGUCGAAACGGCCGAAGCCGACUGGCGCUACCCCAUAGUAAGAACGAGCUGUAUCGAAAAGGAUCAGACGACUUAUUGCUCCUAUGCCCCAGCGCCGAAGAUAUUAAGGUUAUCAUGA
This is a messenger RNA of Prunus armeniaca (apricot), 348 nucleotides long. Lineage: Eukaryota; Viridiplantae; Streptophyta; Magnoliopsida; Rosales; Rosaceae. The record is from the annotation of a GenBank genome assembly.